AUAUAUACUACUAAAUCCCGACGAUGGAGGGUAGAGCUAUUAAGUAACUUUCGAAAAACGAACUUAUACUCCGAUAGUGUUAAAGCGAUUGUAAACAAGGAAACUUGUACCUUUGGAGGAGGCGGGUUGCAGAGACGACAGCUCCUCGUACACUUAUCCAUCUAAUUUGAACGUCCGUUCGGGUCCCAAGUAACCCAACAGCUUUGAUUUAUAAUUAUACAAGAAACAGUGCUAAGGAUCAGUGCAAAAUGCUACGUCUACCACUAUUUCGUGCAAUAAGUCGAUCCAACGGACGUCUCGCGUCAGCUGUCUGUUUUCACAACUCGGCCGCUAAUCAACAGCAGCCCCAGCAGCAGCCGGAGCUCAUCGAACUUUUCAUCGAUGAUAAGCCCGUACAGGUUCCACCAGGCACCACAGUCCUCAAGGCUGCUGCCAUGGUCGGUGUCGAAAUUCCCAGAUUCUGCUAUCACGAACGUCUGGCCAUCGCCGGCAAUUGCAGAAUGUGUUUGGUUGAAAUUGAAAAACAGGUCAAGCCUGUAGCUGCCUGUGCUAUGCCAGUCAUGAAAGGGUGGAGGGUCAAGACCAACUCUGCCCUCACUAGAAAAGCUCGUGAAGGUGUGAUGGAGUUUCUGCUUGUCAAUCAUCCUCUUGAUUGUCCCAUUUGUGAUCAAGGUGGUGAAUGCGAUUUGCAAGAUCAGAGUAUGGCUUUUGGUAAUGACAGGAGCAGAUUUACUGACAUCAACUUUAGUGGUAAGAGAGCCGUAGAAGAUAAAGAUCUUGGACCUCUAAUCAAGACUGUCAUGACUAGAUGCAUUCACUGCACUAGGUGCAUUCGUUUUGCAUCAGAAGUAGCUGGAGUAGAUGAUCUUGGUACCACUGGAAGAGGUAAUGAAAUGCAAGUUGGUACGUACGUUGAAAAACUAUUCAUGUCUGAGGUCUCUGGAAAUAUUAUUGAUUUGUGUCCUGUUGGUGCACUGACUAGCAAACCUUACGCUUUUGUUGCUAGACCUUGGGAAAAUCAUAGAACUGACAGUAUUGAUGUUCAUGAUGCUGUUGGUAGUAACAUUGUUGUUUCUCAUAGGACAGGAGAAGUACUCAGAAUACUCCCAAGAGUUAAUGAAGACGUCAACGAAGAAUGGCUUGCAGAUAAGGCUCGUUUUUCUUAUGAUGGUCUUAAAAGACAAAGAUUGAUUACUCCAAUGUUGAAGAUUGAUGGAAAAUUGCAGAAUGUCGAAUGGGAAGACGCUUUAGUUGCAGCUGCCAGAGCACUUCAAGAUUUACCACCAAAUAAGUGCGCUGCUAUUGCUGGUUGUAUGGCAGAUGCUGAAGUUCUUGUUGCUGUUAAAGAUUUAGUCAAUACCCUUGACAGUGAACUUCUUACAACGGAACAGGAGUUUCCCAAAUCUGGAGCAGGUGUAGAUCUCAGAAGCAACUAUCUUUUAAAUAAUAAAAUAGCUAAUGUUGAGCAUGCUGAUGUUAUUUUGUUAAUUGGUACAAAUCCAAGAUUUGAAGCACCAUUAGUUAAUACUAGAAUUAGGAAAGGCUAUUUACACCGUGAACAAAAUGUUGCUGUUAUUGGACCUAAACUUGAUUUAACAUAUGAUCAUGAGAAUUUGGGUCAGUCUCCAGACAUCAUUUCACAAAUCAAGUCUGGAUCUCAUCCAUUUUGUGAAGUAUUGAAAAAUGCAAAAAAACCAAUGAUAAUUUUAGGAGCAGAUGUACUAACUCGUAAAGAUGGUGAUAAGAUUCUUGCUGAAACACAAUCUUUAUGCAAGAACAUUGAGAAAACAGUAAAAACUGAUGCAGAUUGGAAAGUUUUCAACAUUCUGCAUACUAAUGCCUCUCAAGUUACUGCUCUGGAUGUUGGAUAUGCUGCUAGCCUAGAAGAAGUCAAGAAAGCUAAACCGAGUGUUUUAUUCCUACUUGGAGCUGAUGAAAAUAUCAAGAAAGAAGAUUUUGGUGAAUCUUGUAUUAUUUACGUUGGAAGUCAUGGUGAUAAUGGUGCACAAAUUGCUGAUAUUGUGUUACCUGGAGCAGCUUAUACUGAAAAAACCGCAACUUACGUAAAUAUGGAAGGCAGAGCUCAAUUAACCAACGCUGCUAUAACACCUCCGGGUAUGGCUCGACCUGAUUGGAAGAUCAUUCGAGCUUUGUCGGAAAUUGCAGGUCACCGUUUACCAUACGAUGAUUUACAUGAACUUAGGGAUAGAAUAGCGGAAAUAGCUCCACAUUUAGUUAAUUACGGCGAAGUUGAACCUUCAAAUUUCUUAAAACAAGUUUAUGAAUUAGCUAAAACAACCCAAGGAUCAUUUUUACCCGACCCAAUUGAUAUCAAGCAAAAAUCAUUAGAUCAGUUCUUCAUGACUAAUGCUAUAUCCAGGGCUUCUCCAACUAUGGCCAAGUGCGUACAAGCUGUUCAGAAGCAAAAGCAGGUCUAGUCUGAGUUAUUUAUUGAUUGUUAUGAUGAUAUUUUGUACAUAAGGUUUAAAGCAGAGCAAUUCAUAAACUGUAAAUAUUGAAAUAAAUAAAACGAUCGUAAUAAUAAAAAA
Messenger RNA from Trichogramma pretiosum, 2549 nucleotides. RefSeq names its product NADH-ubiquinone oxidoreductase 75 kDa subunit, mitochondrial (gene ND-75). Gene Ontology annotation, cellular component: membrane. Bases 249 to 2438 code for a protein of 729 amino acids. Gene Ontology annotation, biological process: ATP synthesis coupled electron transport. The record is from RefSeq and is a predicted model, not a curated record. The transcript has a single exon. Gene Ontology annotation, molecular function: NADH dehydrogenase (ubiquinone) activity; iron-sulfur cluster binding. Lineage: Eukaryota; Metazoa; Arthropoda; Insecta; Hymenoptera; Trichogrammatidae.